AUGGAAUCGAGGCCUUCCUCACCGCCGCACCGGCUCCCUGCGGGGCCACGAACCGGCUUCACCCUGGUGGAGCUGCUGGUGGUGAUCGCCAUCAUCGGCGUGCUCGUGGCCCUGUUGCUCCCGGCGGUGCAGUCGGCGCGUGAGGCGGCACGGCGGACGCAGUGUGUGAACAACCUGCGUCAGCUUUCGUUGGCGGUCGCCGAUUAUUCUGACACGUACAAAAACUUGCCGGCUGCUGGUGACUUCGGUCCCAAGGAAGAAGCCAUUUACGAGUUUGAGCGAACGGGCGAGAUACGCGUCGAUCUUAAGGCGGGGCGGAACACCAGCUGGAUCGUCGCCGUGCUGCCGUUCAUGGAAGAAUCGGCGCUUUACGAUCAGUUCGGCUCUUCACAGCACAUCACCGCCAUUGAUUCACAGCCGCAGGCGGCCCAGCCGAGCUCGCUGCUUUGCCCGAGUGAUUCGCCUUCCGGUCGCUACUUCGAGUCGGCCGACGACUGGGGGGCGGGCGCCGCUCGCUUUGGGAAGGGAAGCUACGCCGGCUACAGCAACCCCUACCACGCGGACCAGCUGUAUUUCGGCGGGCCUUUGGCGCACUUCGGCAUCUCACCCCGCAAGAUCACGGACGGGACUUCAUCGACAUUGCUGCUGAGUGAGGUGCGGACUCGUGAAGAGCCCUUGGAUUAUCGCGGGGUUUGGUCGCUCCCUUGGGCGGGAGCGACGCUCUUGUCAUUUGAUCUUCACGCCAAGAACGUGGGAGGACGAUUUCCUACCGAGCAAGACAACUACGAGCCCAACCCCAUCUCAUUCGGCGUUACCCAGCCGCCCAACAGCCGACAGCCCGAUGUCAUGUACGAGUGCAACUCUACGGCUGGGGAGGUGCUCGAUCGGAUGCCCUGUGUUCGCUGGGCCGGUAAAGUUGUCAACAGCUACAUCUCAGCUGCGCCGAGAAGCCUGCACCCCGGCGGCGUGAACGCCGCCUUCAUCGACGGCCAUCUCGCCUUCCUCAGCAAUGACAUCGAUGAGUACACGAUGCUGUUGCUGGUGCGCCAGAACGACGGCGAAGUCAUCAGCACGAGCUUCGUCUGGCAGCUGACUUCGAAGCCGGAAAACUGGCUGAGUGAUGAAGCAGCCCAGCGCUACGUCGACGCCGCCGAAGCGCUGCACGGCAGCACCAUGAACGCUGGCCCUGAAGCCGAGCGAGCCGAAGACCUCCCCGCGUACGCUGACUAUGCCAAGGCGUCGGCCGAAGUCGAAGCGGCCCGAACGCGACAAGUCUGGGCGCCUCGGAUCAUCCUGGGCAUCGGGGCUGUCGUCGCGAUCGUGGGCGUCAUGGGCAUGCGAGCCGGGAGCGUCAGCGACCGGAGGGACCUGGGCAUACGGAUCAAGGGCGUGAAGGGCGAUGAUGGGGGGCUAGCCGCCACCUGCCCCCCUCCUUCCGUCUCACCCGCCGCGCGCCGUGUCCUACAAUCUCACGUCGCCGCCGAGUUCGAGAACCCGGUGAUGCUCUACUCGAUCGGCAAGGACUCCGCUUGCAUGGUCCGCCUCGCCGAGAAGGCGUUCUACCCGGGCAAGCCGCCUUUCCCGCUGAUGCACGUCGAUACGACGUGGAAGUUCAAGGAGAUGAUCGAGUUCCGUGAGAACCUGAUCCGUAAAGAACUCGGCUGGGACCUGAUCGUCCACAUCAACGAAGAGGGCGUGAAGCAGGGCAUCGGCCCCUUCACGCACGGCAGCAAGGUGCACACCGACACCAUGAAGACGGUGGCCCUCAAGCAGGCGCUCGACAAGCACAAGUUCGACGCGGCCUUCGGCGGCUACAUCCACCUCGAAAACAUCCCGAUCCCCGACCUCUACUUCGCCGCCAAGCGCCCGGUCGUGAUGAAGGACGGCGUCCUGAUCAACGUCAACGACGACCGCAUGCCGAUCGAGGAAGGCGAAGUCAUCGAAGAGCGGAUG
This is a messenger RNA of Symbiodinium sp. CCMP2456, 1953 nucleotides long. NCBI's taxonomy places the organism in Eukaryota, Dinophyceae, Suessiales, Symbiodiniaceae. The record is from the annotation of a GenBank genome assembly.